GGUGAAUAACGUCUCUAGGCAACAAUGUGUCAACACACAGCAAGUACAGACAGCUCCAUCGAUGAGAGGUUAAAUUAACAUCGACAUGUACAAGAGCUACCAGCCCUUUAAUCCUAUCGCCAACCAUUUGCAGCAGAAAUGGCAAUCCAGACGCUAUUCAAACCACCUCGACAAGGUGCAAUUUGCCCACCCUGUAGUGGACACCAGGAGAAGGCGCAAAUCAGCAAAUUCCCAGUGUAAAAUGAAGAGAUUGCAGGAUCGACGACUGUCUGCUGCCAGGAGAGACAAUUGUCUUUUGGCUUCCAGGAUGAGAGACGAUCGUCUUUUGGCUUCCAGGAUGGCUAACAUCAAAAGCACAGUGAAUGACAGGAAUGAAUACUACUUUAAAAGUAUGAAUACUAGAAAAAGGAAGCAGGAUCUUAUGGUUAUCAGUGAGGAAAAUCAGGCCAUGUACCAACGAAUCUUAUCCCGAAAGUCGGUGUACUGCCGAGAGCAUUUUCUGGGUGACUGGAUGAAGACAAAGAUCUUGCGACAACACCUCUCCCGGUAUCCCAGGGAACAAGCAACUAAACAGAGACUGGAAAGGAAAGAGAAGAUGGUGACCUUUGACAAACAAGACCAGUCUUCAAGCAAGUCAACCACUGGCAGAACCAAAGAAAUUCCUAGAGACCAUUUGAAUGCUGGCAAAAGGAAGCAGGAUAUUGUGGCUAUCGGUGGGCAAAAUAAGGCCAUGUACCAACGGCUCACACCCCAAAAGUCUGUGUUCUCCCGAGAGCUUUGGUUGGGUGAAUGGAAAAAGACGGAGAUCUUGCGACAACACCUCUCCCGGUAUCCCAGGGAACAAGCAACUAAACAGAGACUGGAAAGGAAAGAGAAGAUGGUGACCUUUGACAAAAAAGACCAGUCUUCAAGCAAGUCAACCACUGGCAGAACCAAAGAAAUUCCUAGAGACCAUUUGAUUGCUGGCAAAAGGAAUCAGGAUCUUGUGGUUGUCGGUUGGCAAAAUCAAGCCAUGUACCAACGACGCCCAACCUACAAGUCUGAGUUCUCCCGAGAGCAGUUGUUGCGUGAUUGGAAAAAGAAGCAGCUCUUGCGACAACACCUCUCCCGGUACGCCAGGGAACAAGCAACUAAACAGAGACUGGAAAGGAAAGAGAAGAUGGUGACCUUUGACAAACAAGACCAGUCUUCAAGCAAGUCAACCACUGGCAGAAGCAAAGAAAUUCCUAGAGACCAUUUGAAUGCUGGCAAAAGGAAGCAGGAUCUUGUGUUUAUCGGUGGGCAAAAUAAGGCCAUGUACCAACGACGCCCACCCUACAAGUCUGAGUUCUCCCGAGAGCAUUGGUUGCCUGAAUGGAAAAAGACGGAGCUCUUGCGACAACACCUCUCCCGGUACGCCAGGGAACAAGCAACUAAACAGAGACUGGAAAGGAAAGAGAAGAUGGUGACCUUUGACAAAAAAGACCAGUCUUCAAGCAAGUCAACCACUGGCAGAAGCAAAGGAAUUUCUUCAGACCAGUAAAGCUCACAACUGAUAUUGA
Xiphophorus couchianus (Monterrey platyfish) is the source of this 1541-nucleotide messenger RNA. RefSeq lists its product as uncharacterized. The record is from RefSeq and is a predicted model, not a curated record. The coding region runs from base 86 to 1522 and encodes 478 amino acids. Lineage: Eukaryota; Metazoa; Chordata; Actinopteri; Cyprinodontiformes; Poeciliidae. The transcript is spliced from 11 exons.